This is a messenger RNA of Myxocyprinus asiaticus (Chinese sucker), 3715 nucleotides long. RefSeq lists its product as uncharacterized. Bases 63 to 2606 code for a protein of 847 amino acids. Lineage: Eukaryota; Metazoa; Chordata; Actinopteri; Cypriniformes; Catostomidae. The record is from RefSeq and is a predicted model, not a curated record. The transcript has 14 exons.
AAGACAGACAAACGUGUAUUCACUUCAGCUCUUACUAAAAAAUUAAGUACAGCAGCCAAAUCAUGUUCUCUGCAAGCAGCCAAGCAGGUUGCAACAGCCGCCUCUACAAUGCCAUACGUUCAUAUCUGCACAAUCAAAACAGAGCACAGCCCAUCAUUGGCCUUAACUCAAUAACAGAGAUGUGGAUUUACAAUCAGCCUGCAGUGUACUUUUGCGAUGUCUGCUUUCUGAGAAUAAGCAAGGUAGACAUUAGAAACCACAUCAUGGGCAGCCUUCACCGAUACAAUUACAUAAAAUCUCAUCAUGCUCAUGGGUGGAGAUCCUAUAUCGAUCUCACUCUUUUGGCUCGCCCUCUCAUGGAUCUCGCAAAAACCUUAGAACAGAGGGAGGGAACAGGUGAUGUACAGGUUUUAUGUGUGGAUGAAGUCAUCUACAGGGAGAUGACAUCAUGUCCUGUCCCUGCUGCUUUUGCUAAACUGAAGAGUAUGAAGAAUCAACAAAACCCCAAUGUGCUUCAGUCUCUUGUUCAUAACCCAGUUAAAGGUAAUGAAACCAAUGUUCAAGCGCUGCAAAAGUUUGAAAACAGACAUGAGAUAACACAACCCCCAACCUUGGAAAGUUUAACCCCAACACAGUGUGUACCUACAACUCCACUGAGGUCAAAGUGUUCAAGUAUAAUAGAGUCUCUGUCUCAACCUCUGAAUCCCACACCAGCUCCAUCACCUCCAAGAACCCCAAGUCCUGUCCGACAGUUAUCCUUUUCUCAGGAGGAAUCUACACCCCAAAAUCGAGUGGAUUCUCAUGUUACAGCUGGAAUGCUUAAUCUAGAAAGUUUACUGGCUCCAACUUUCAGUCAACACACAAAUCAGUAUCAGCCUGGAAUCCAUGACAGAAACCAGAGUUCACAAAGAUGUAUGAUGCCAUCUGAAACUAGGAGUCCACACAUCUCAGGAAACAUCUGUGUUGUUAGACCACCAAGACACAGGACCCUCAUCAGAAUUGCUUGCCAGAAUGACACUGCACAUUUAAGUGAAGAAGAUGGGAAUGGAGUCAUGCAUUCAUUACAACUAGCCACAACCAUUGAUCCAUACAAAGCCCAGCUGCGAACAUCACCUCUUACUGUUAGCCACACGGUGCCAGAGAUAAUCCAGAAUCUGACCAUCAGGCAAGAACUUUUCAGAAAUGAGAGUUUAUCUGAUAGCCAAGAGCCUACCAGUGCCUUGCAACUAGCCAGAGUUGUUGAGCCGAUCAUAACGCCAAGGAUUACAGAAGCGUUGGAACCAGCUUUCACACAUGAAUCAAAUCAGUUCCUUGAUCCAGACUUUCAGGAACCAAUCAGCACUGGCUGGGAAGCAAAUGUAACAGUGGAGGCUCAAUCACAGAGUCUUGCUGAAGAAAACAUCACUCUGUCUUCACAAAACUCAAUUCUCCAGUCCCCAUCUACUCAGUCUCAAACCCCUUCUGCUCAAAUUCAGUCCUCAGAAGACUCUCCAGAAAACUACACUGGAAGAAAGCCUCUUAUCGGUCUACAGGCUGUUAUUAAGUGCCAGAGUGUGGAUGGAGAUCCUCCUCCUUGCUUUUACCUGUGUCAGCUGUGUUCAGUGAAAUUGAAGAAAAAGAAAAUUAUCAGUCACCUGACUGGCUGUCUACACCAGCGUAUCUACCUAAAAGUUCUCCAUCCACAGCUCUUGCCUAACAAAAAGCAUAAACAGUGCAAAAUAAAUGAGAUGCUGGAGAAUAUUGCCAUACAGCUGGAGAAAGAGGAUGGGAGAGGACAAAUAAAGGUGAUGAGGUUGUCUGCAUGUCUCUUUAGUGUAGUACUACAGAGGGAUUAUCAUUGGUGUAUGAAGAUUUUGAACUGUGGAGCCAAUGUGGGGUCUUUCACUGGAGGAACAGACAAAACCACUGGUCCUAAUAAAGCUCUUAAACGCCCAGCAGAGUCUAUACUGUCCCCCGUUCAUAAUGAUGGAACUCCACUCCUAACCCAUCAAAGGUCCAGAAAGAAGAAGAAAGGUUGUGCUAAGAAAGUAAUGUGUGCUAACACAGUAAAGGAGCCUGUGUUUAAAGUAAGCCUGUCACUACAGGAGGGGCCCGUUGUCAUUGAGAGAAUGCCUCUAAGACACACAGCCACUGUGGCACCUGAGAUUGAGCACCAAAGCCCCAAGUCCACAUACACCGAGAAUGAUCUAGGGAAUAACACGCAUACUGAAGUUCAGGGAUGCCAACACAUGGGAUGUGACCCCUACGAGUACUGGAAUACACAGCAUGAUGGAAACAUGCUCGCACAGGCAAACAUACCCACGCUGACCUAUACUCACACAGAGGUAAUCUCACACAUAGAUGGUCGAAUGUAUGAGGAUCAGGUCAUGAGACCGUCUCAGUAUGCAUACACAGGACAAUGUGACCAUGCACAAGACAUUCCAGUGGUCGAACCUUCUCGCAGACAUAAGAACUAUGGUUCACUGGAGGAGGUGGUCUCUGUUUCAUGUGCUGACUGGCCAGUGCAGGACUGGUCCUUCAAUAACAGUGAAUGGGUCCUGCAGAGACAAAACACUGGAGACAGUACAAUUUAUCACCCUGAGUUUGCAAGUUACACGCAGUACUGAUGAUAAUGUGUAUUCCAGUAGCAAAAUACUGUCAGAGUUUGAUUUUCAAAAGAUGCUGGCAUAGAAAAGCUACAACAUUUUUUUUUAAUCAGGAUUUGAUCCGAACAGAAUUUAUUACUUUCAAACCAGCAAAACUCGUACAGUCGAUAAAAAAUUAAACGAGACUAAACCAUUACUGAAUCAAAAUUAUUUAAUCCAAUCCACUGAAAUGCAUAUUUUGAGAUAAAAAAAAACCCCAACGGUUUAAUGUUCAUCAUUUUGUUCAAAUUGGAUUUUUCAUCAGUUCACUGUUUCAUUAGUUAACAUUUAUUAAUUUUAAAAAACAUUCUCCUUCAUAAAGACUUGAUAAUUUUUUGCAUGACUAUAGCUGAAAAUCUGCCUCAGCUGUGUUGUAUCAAUUAUUUCGAUAAUAUUCAAAGCCAACAUUGCUGUAUGGCAGUUCACAGAUACAGGUGUUCUCUAUGUUACGUGUUGUGUAACCAGUGAAUAUAUAUCUGUUAACUUCCAAACAGUAACCCUGACUUUGAAUCUGUAUUUAAUGACAUAGAUCUUUUUUUCUGGUACACCGUUUCAUAAUAUAAACAAGCUGUUUAUUGUCAUUGAUAAUAAGCAAGUGUACUGUAUAUGGUCAUUGCCUUGGUUAUUCAUGUAAAAUUCAUGGUUAUUCAUGUAAAAAUAUUAAUGCAUGCAUAAGAACUCAUGAAUGUAAAAUGGCAUGGAUCUGGUUUGGAUUACAACAAUCCCCUAUAAAAUUAGUACUUUUGUAGACUGUUGUAGUACUGUAUUUGGGGAGACAGCAGCGGUGUUGAAUGUUCAGUUUUGUUUUUGCUUCUUUUUUUAAUCCAAUACAGGGCAUGUGUCCCCACCAAAGAAGCACAAUGCAUUAGCAUUACUUUGUUUUGUACACUUGGUUUCUUUUCACUUAGCUACACAAUUCAUUAUAUAAUAUUGGUGAUAUGCCAAAAUAAGUUUUAUUAGUUUAAUUUUAUUGUAUUAUUGAAAGUUGAAUAACUUUAGGUCUUGUGAAUCAGCCAGGAAUAUUUUGGCAGCAUUUCUCAAUUUUUGUCAUGGCUAUCAGAAUUGAAUUUUAAGUUCAGUUUAUCUAAGGU